Prorocentrum cordatum is the source of this 294-nucleotide messenger RNA. The record is from the annotation of a GenBank genome assembly. NCBI's taxonomy places the organism in Eukaryota, Dinophyceae, Prorocentrales, Prorocentraceae.
GUGCACGUUCUCGCCGCGGACGGCCGCGCCCAACUCGCCAGCCCCGCAGUGGGCGCUUACCACAAGGACAAGACUCCCUGGACGCUCCCCGCGGAGUACUGUGUCACCGGGCCCCCCACGCAGACCUCCGACUUGGUGGCGCUGUUGGGCAAGAAGGUGAUCGUGCAGAGCCGCAACAGUACGGUCACUUUCACCCACACCGUGGUCGCGGUGAACGUGAACGACCAACUCAAGGUGGCCCCCGCGGCGAAGGACAAGGAGACCCUCGACAAGGAGUGGCUCCCAGCGCACUUG